Molecule: messenger RNA, 355 nt
Organism: Trichechus manatus latirostris (Florida manatee)
Lineage: Eukaryota; Metazoa; Chordata; Mammalia; Sirenia; Trichechidae
Gene: S100A1
Product: S100 calcium binding protein A1
Exons: 3
Coding region: 71-355 (94 amino acids)
Biological process (GO): regulation of heart contraction
Cellular component (GO): sarcoplasmic reticulum; cytoplasm
Molecular function (GO): calcium-dependent protein binding; S100 protein binding; calcium ion binding
Source: RefSeq, a predicted model, not a curated record
AUUUGCAGGCUCAUCUGUCUGUCCAGAACCUGCUCCCACCUCAGGCCCAGGCUGACUGUGAGCUGCCGAAAUGGGCUCUCAGCUGGAGACCGCGAUGGAGACCCUCAUCAACGUGUUCCAUGCCCACUCGGGCAAGGAGGGGGACAAGUACAAGCUGAGCAAGAAGGAGCUAAAAGAGUUGCUGCAGGCCGAGCUCUCCGGCUUCCUGGAUGCCCAGAAGGAUGCCGAUGCUGUGGACAAGGUCAUGAAGGAGCUAGACGAGGACGGAGAUGGCGAGGUGGACUUCCAGGAGUACGUCGUGCUGGUGGCUGCCCUCACUGUGGCCUGUAACAGCUUCUUCUGGGAGAAUAGUUGA